CGAGGUACCAAAUAUUCUACGUAUCCAUUUUCUCUGUUCCUGUAACACCAGUGUGGUUGAAGAACAAGCUUUUGUUUCGUUCUAUCUCUCUCUGUUCAUUCCUUCAAAUUUAUUCACUUUCAUCUGUACAAUCUCAUCAUCACCUACUCUGUGAUCAUUUUCCAUUGUGGAAUUGGUCUUUGAUCCUCUGUUUACCCAGAGCAUUUUUUUCUUUUGUAUUUUCGGAGUUUUAAGGUUCAGACACUCUGACCCAGUUCUAAUUUUUCUGGGUUUUGUUCAUCCUUCAUUGGAAAAACGAAGAAAGACAAGAUUUUGUAAUCUGGGUCUUGUCUCUUUUUGUGUUUUUUUCUAUCCUUCAUUUUCUCGGUUACCAAACGAGGGGGAAGUAGUUACUUCGUUGACUGGUUUGGAAAAUGUUGGGGACUGCCUUGCAAUUUGGGGAUUUUCGUGGCGAGGAUCGGUUUUACAUUCCGGUGAAGGCAAGGAAGAACCAGAACCAGCGUAAGCAAGCUCAGAGAGAUAAGAGUGUUGAAAAUGAGGCUGCUUUGAAGAGCCAGCUUGUUGCUUCUGAGGAUAGGAACCUCAAUGAAUCUUCGAAUUCGUCGAACAAACCAUCUUCUUGUCCUUCUGUAGGUUCUAGUAACAUUGAUAGGUUCCUGGAGUCAACAACACCUAUAGUCCCAGUUCAGUAUUUCUCUAAGACAACAAUGAGAGGUUGGAAGACUUGUGAUGUGGAGUAUCUAUCUUACUUCUCCCUGAACGAUCUCUGGGAAUCAUUUAGGGAAUGGAGUGCAUAUGGAGCAGGCGUGCCUUUGCUACUUGAUGGAAGAGAAUCUGUUGUCCAAUAUUAUGUUCCUUAUUUGUCGGCUAUUCAACUAUAUGGUCAAUCAGCUAAGAAGUCGAAUGCUAAGCCAAGAUACACUGGUGAAGAUAGUGAUGGUGAUUACUACAGGGAUUCAAGUAGCGAUGCAAGUAGUGAUAGUGAAUUUGGAAAAAGGACUGAAAAUUUUAUAGCACAAAGUAGUCAAUAUCGACCAGGCAAUGUUUCUUUUCAAAUGAGCAGUUAUCUGUACAUGAUAAACACUAUGCGAUGCAAGAUGGGUUUUCUAGCGAUGACAGUGAAUCUGGGAACCCUCAAGAUCUUCUUUUUGAGUAUUUUGAUCAAGAUCCUCCUUAUAGCCGUGAACCAUUGGCUGACAAGGCCAGUUCUGGUCUUAAUUAAUGUGUGGCUUAUUUACCGUUAUUUUGAACAAUCCAUCUUAUAUUUUAUUAUAUUUGGACAGAUACUAGAUCUUGCACACCACUAUCCUAGCCUCAAAUCAUUGAGAAGUUGUGAUUUACUGCCAUCCAGUUGGUUGUCUGUGGCAUGGUAUCCUAUAUAUCGAAUACCCACAGGUCCAACAUUAAAAGAUUUAGAUGCCUGCUUUCUUACUUACCAUACUCCAUACACCCUUGACAGAUUAAAAUUUUCAGGAAAUGGGGGUGCUCAGGCUCCAAUUUUGCUUAUGGAUGGUGUAGCAAAGAUUUCCUUACCUACUUUUGCAAUGGCAGCCUACAAGUUAAAGGGAUCUAUAUGGCUGCAAAAUGGAGUUAGUGACAAUCAGGUGGCAAAUUCUCUCUUGCAGGCUGCAGAUAACUGGUUAAGGCUACAUCAGGUGAAUCACCCAGAUUAUCGGUUCUUUGUAACACAUGGCACAUACCACAAGUGAACUGAAUGAGAUGACAUGUCAUUACCUUUUCAUGGCUAAAUCUUAAAGCUACUAGCCUUAAAUUUAUGUUCGUUGAUCGAUGCAAGCUUGGUAUGAUCCAUCCAUCUGUAAAGACUCUGAUGGUGUUGGGACUUUCUAAUGUGGGCUUCUGUUACAUUCCACAGUAGCACAAACGAUGAGAUGAUCUCAUCGAAGAAUGAAAUACAGAUUGCUAAAGUGAAAAAAAUAUAAGUAUUGUUUGAAAAACAAAUGCCACCUAAGUGGAAGACCCUUAUGGAAAGCGAGAAAGAGCUAAAUAUACAGCAAAACUGGCUAGUUCUCCAAGUUCACAGGAAACAUAUUUGGGAUGCAGCCAGACUUCCAAGCCUUUUUUUUAGAUCAGUAGUGAUUGAGUUUUUAGACUUAAAGGUUUACUGAUAGUUAUGUUGUGAUUUAGAAAAUAAUGGGUGAGAUGCUGAAAUAUAUAGACUUUUCUGUAUAGCAAGGUACCCUUCUGGCUCUACAUCGGCAUAUACCUGAUAGAAGGGUUGGUUAUAUUGAUCUGACCAUUAGUUGUAUUGCUGUAUACUUGUUUUUGCCAUGGAGGUGGAUUUGACCACCUGAAUAGAAGUAGAUAUUGUGGAAGUGGAUUUAAAGCAAGUGUUGAGAAAUGUUAUGAAACUUAAAUGCAGAAAAUUUAUUGAUUGGUGAUGCUUCAAA
Lotus japonicus is the source of this 2408-nucleotide messenger RNA. RefSeq lists its product as uncharacterized. The transcript is spliced from 5 exons. Lineage: Eukaryota; Viridiplantae; Streptophyta; Magnoliopsida; Fabales; Fabaceae. Bases 414 to 1709 code for a protein of 431 amino acids. The record is from RefSeq and is a predicted model, not a curated record.